Molecule: messenger RNA, 949 nt
Organism: Sapajus apella (tufted capuchin)
Lineage: Eukaryota; Metazoa; Chordata; Mammalia; Primates; Cebidae
Product: DNA dC->dU-editing enzyme APOBEC-3G-like
Exons: 3
Coding region: 195-551 (118 amino acids)
Source: RefSeq, a predicted model, not a curated record
AGAAAGAGAAAAGCAGAAAGAGGCUGAGAGCCCAGGAAGAUAAAGCACUCUGGAGCCUCCCGAACCAGAGCCUGAGCUGGAAGGGGGAGGCACCAUGACUCACAAGGCCCUGGGCGUGGUCACUUUAAGGAGGGCUGUCCUAAAACCUGGAGCCUGUAACAGAAAGUGAAACUCUAGUGGUCCAGACAAAGAUCAUGGCUGGGACUAGCUGGCCACAGAUGAAGCCUCAGACCAGAAACACGGUGGUACGAAUGGAUCCAGACACAUUCUUCUACAACUUUUAUAACAGACCCAUCCUUUCUCAUCGGAACACCGUCUGGCUAUGCUACGAAGUGAAAAUGAAAACAAACGACCGCUCAAGGCCGCCUUUGGUUGCAAAGAUCUUUCAAGGCCAGGUCUAUCAUCAGGCUCCAUUUCAAGUGCUCCGUAGCCCCCGUGGCCAAUGCCCCCCCCCCCGCCCACAUGGGACAGCACAGGUCCAGUGGCCUCCCCAGCAGACAGCAGACAGAGAACGAGGCCGACCCCAGAGGACCAGGACACAGCAGGGCUGAGCAUGUCUGGUGAAUGGAUGCCUGGGAGAAUGGACGCCAGAAUUCACGCAUGAGGCCAUGAACAGGGCCAGGAAUACUACCGACAGAAGGGAAGCACGUGUCUCAGUGCACCCUGUGAUGCUUCAACAGCAUGACUGAGACGGGGAAAUUUACAAUGAACAGAAAUGUGUUGGCUCCAGUUCUGGACUCUGCGAAGUCCAACGUCAAGGCACCAGCAAGUUUCCGGGGUCUGCGAGCUGCACCGUCACGUGGGGGUGAAGGUUGUUGGGGAAGCUCAGGGGAUGCUGCAGACAGAGCGGCCUGGGAUGUGGAGUCACUGCUUCUCCACCACACGGGGACAGAGGAAGCAGGAGUUUAGCCUGACACGCUGCCCCUCCAGCUGGAGGGGAAGAGACAGA